UUAAUAUAUAAGGACGGGCUUCUCUGUACGUCGAGAGAGCGCAUUGGUCAUCCUUAAUAAUGCCGUCCUACGUAACAAUAAUGCCAGCGCUGCUGUUUCUGCUGGCGAAGCAAUCUAUGACUCAGGACAUCGUGCUCAAAAUUUUGCCUGGGCCAUCACAAAAGAACCUCACUGCAUACGAAUCCGAGAAUGACCAGUUAAUUGCGAAUAGUGAAGCGGCGUUGAAUGUCACACUAUCAGGAAAAGACUUUGAAGAAGAUCGCGAAGAACGUUUCUUUUUGCAAACUUAUCAGACGAUCACGAACACUAACGUUGUCUUGACGACGUCGACAGCAUUCGUUUCCUGCGUCGCGGCCAUGAAUUCUGCGGUCGACUGUACAGGCAGGAAGAGAAGGAAACGGUCAUUCGUGAAGAAACAAACUGCCGAUUCAUCGUCCGAGGCUAUCGAACUGGACUCAUCCAGCAUUGCAGGGUCAGACGGCACGGUUGACGUGACGGACGGCAAUCCACGUGGCCGGGCGGCCUUCACCAUAUGGACGGCGGUCGCCACAACCACGACCAUCACGACCAUUUUCACGGACUCCUCAACCACAGUCUCACUGUCGUACUUCUGUUCAGUCGGCUUCUUGACAGUCCCUGGUAACAGCUGUGUGGGAUGAAGCACUACAAUAUUCUUCGAGAUACUUUUUUAUUAUUUUUAAUGUUAUAUUUUUCCUUGGAAGCGUAAGGUAAAGUUAAAUUUUUGAAAAAUCUUGACACACAGCAAGAGAUAGAUAUUGCAUUUUCACUCGAAUUCCCAACAACGACACAACACAAUAUUCGAAAUGGUUCCACUGGCGCAGAGCUCAAGUUUGUAACGUUGGUAGUUUUAUGUGUACAGCGAUUAUCUUUUAUCAACUGAGAGGCAAUGAUACGCACACGCUCACUUUAAAUUAUUAAAGCAUAGCUUGGAAAUUAAAUUUAAUUUUGAAUUUGAAUACGAUACUUCUUUUAAUAAUAAAAUUUGAUUACGAUACUUCUUUUAAUAAUCUUAAAUUACUCAGCUUUCCAUCUGUUUUUAAUUUGCUUGCAAAAGUUAAUUGAAAUUUCCAGCACAAAGAAAUUGCUGCCAAGCAUUGUUCACAACGCCUCGACACUAAUGAUUAUUAAAAUAACGAUAUUUUACAACGUGAUAAUGAUGAUUACUUCACUAUAUGUACCACGCAUGAACACUUGAGACUGACAAAGUCAUGAUUUCUACUCUACCAAUCGAUCAUAAUAAUUUUUUUUCAAAAAUUUGAAAAAUAUUUUUCAAAAUA
This is a messenger RNA of Hyalella azteca, 1298 nucleotides long. RefSeq lists its product as uncharacterized. The transcript is spliced from 3 exons. The coding region runs from base 60 to 659 and encodes 199 amino acids. Lineage: Eukaryota; Metazoa; Arthropoda; Malacostraca; Amphipoda; Hyalellidae. The record is from RefSeq and is a predicted model, not a curated record.